This is a messenger RNA of Diprion similis, 1340 nucleotides long. Its product is annotated as histidine protein methyltransferase 1 homolog. The transcript has 6 exons. Bases 117 to 977 code for a protein of 286 amino acids. The record is from RefSeq and is a predicted model, not a curated record. Gene Ontology annotation, biological process: peptidyl-histidine methylation, to form tele-methylhistidine. Gene Ontology annotation, molecular function: protein-L-histidine N-tele-methyltransferase activity. NCBI's taxonomy places the organism in Eukaryota, Metazoa, Arthropoda, Insecta, Hymenoptera, Diprionidae.
AAGCUUGAUCGACCAUUCACAAGCCAUUCGUUUUGCACGUGUGAUCCGCAUAUUGGGUUUGCUUCACGUGUUUAGUCUUGGCAAUUCACUCCAUGUAACGGCAAUCCCCUAACGUUAUGUUCAAAUUUGGAUUCACGGUCGAUAAUGCGAAGGAAGAAAAUGAUAAGAUUGAAAGCACAGGGACUGUACUCGACUGGUUUCCUGCAGUGAAGAUUGAAGUAUCACAAGAACAGCUAUCCAAAAAAUUUUAUGAGGAUGACGACUUCAAGGAAUGUGAUCUGUUUUAUGACAUAAGGUUGAAGCUUAUUCAUUCUGACAAAGUGGUAAUAGAUCUGCAGCAUGAGAAUUGUCAAAAUAUUGUUGAGGCUGAAUCUCAACAUUCGGAUUUAAUACCAGCAAAAUAUGAAGGUGGAUUAAAAGUAUGGGAAUGCAGUUACGACCUAGGAAAGUACUUAAUAGGUGACAAAAUUCCAUUAGAAAAUAAGUCUGUUCUAGAUCUAGGAUGUGGCACCGGGAUUAUUGGUAUUCUAGCAUUAUUGAAUGGAGCCAAUGUUCAUUUUCAGGAUUACAACACGGAAGUAAUAAAGUCUGUAACUAUCCCAAAUGUAAUUUUAAAUUGCAAUGAUCGGAAAGACGUGCAAGAACGAUGUGCAUUUUUUUCCGGGGAUUGGGCUUCUUUUAUCGAGUUACAUAGGGAAUUGUAUAGAAACGAUUCUGAGAAGUAUGACUUGAUUUUAACCAGUGAAACGAUCUACAAUCCUGACAAUCAGAAUAAAUUAUACAACAUUUUCAAAACUCAAUUAAAGAAGAAUGGUUCAGCUUACGUUGCUGGAAAAGUUUAUUACUUUGGAGUGGGAGGAGGAAUGAGACAAUUUGAGGACCUUGUUAAAAAAGAGAAAAUAUUCGAAACCAAAACUGUGUGGAGAAGUGAAGAAGGUGUACAACGCGAAAUAUUGAAGGUAACAUUCACGACUUAAGAUUCAAGAAUGUAUGAGAUAAGAUUAUUGUCAAUUAUAUUUGAUUAAUUACCCUCCGAUAUUCUUGAGAAUAUAAUAAAUCAGGAACAUUUGUACGGAAACAUAAAAUAACAUUUAAAAACUUGCUAGUGAUUGUUGUAAUGUACAAAAAUAAACAUUCACGUCAAUCACAGGUAUGUUCAAGUUUCCUAUCUCGAGACAUCAUGGGGAUAGUCUUUCAUAGACCCAACCAUCUUCCCCUUCAUGAAGAAGAAUUCCGUCUGGUUUGUCAUGAGGUUCUCUACGUCUGAACCUUAUUCUAUCAUGUAGACGAUCACUCUGACCUUGCCAGAACUCUAUGGAACGUGGUAUCACUUUGAACCC